AUGGCGAGAAUUCCAUUGUCAUCGAAAGCAAGUUUAAGAAAAAUAUCAUCCUUGCCAAUAAAUGUUUACAUCAUAGAAGAACAUCACGAAGCGAUUCCGUAUUGGUUUGAGAGUAGUGCUGGAAAUUUAACAGAGAAGAAAGGACUAACUCUUAUCCACAUCGAUGGGCAUAGUGAUAUGGGACUGCCUCAGUACUUCAGGAAGUUUCCGUACAUGCGAUGGCCGAAGAAUCGCAAAGAACUAGACUACUACAUGCAGGCUAACGACCAAUUUAUCUUGUCGGCUGCUAUGUCAGGUAUAUUCAGCAAGGUGGUUUGGGUCUGGCCACGCUGGGAUCAGAAGAACCACGAGAGCGAAUCACGUGAAGUGGUCCAAAUUAGCAUAGGGUGGCUAAUGGUGGAUACCGCGAUACCCAAAAUUAAGCGAAAGACGUUCUGCCUCUGCUACCAUAGAGUGAAUGACAUUCAAAAGACCUCCAGUGGUAGUAAAAAGAGAGAAGAUGUCAAUUGUCGACGAUUACCGACAGCUUUAGAGAACGAAGAUGACUUCCCUGAAGGUGUAAAAAUUGAUUUCAAAACGUGUAAAUCAAAAAAGACAUUCAUUUACGAAGAGAUUAGAGAAGAUCUUGCACCAGACAUUUUCAGGCGGAAAGGAAAUGAAUAUAGAGAAAACGGAGUCAUUCUGGACAUCGACGAAGACUUCUUUGGUUGCACGUAUGCUUCCCAGAUUAUGCUUGAUGCUGGCAUCACUGAAGAAGAAUUUCGAUAUAUUAAUGAAAUCCUCGGUCGUAUAUUUUGUCCAAAUAACGCCAAAGAGGAAACAGCAACGGACAAUAUUCUGAUGAAGGUUUUGGACGAUAUCAUAUUAUCUGAUUGUUUUGCGCAAGACGUAAAGGGAGACGAUUGCCAGAAAAAAGAAGUGUCAAUUUAUGAGAAGUACAUACAAACACUUAAUAAAGACAACGAAAAUUUACUUUGUAGAAAUACAUUUAAGCAAGACUGGAACAAGAAAGAACUUGUGCUGCUUCUACAGAGCAUCAUGAAGAAGAGCCUGACUCAAAUCAUGGCCAUCAAACAUGUCGGAUUUUGUUCCACAACGUCAACAGCACGUGGUCUGGACAUGACCAAAUCAUCUGAAUUUAACAUCUGUAUAGGCGCCAAUACUCCGAAUAGGUCAAUGAUUAUCGAACAUCAUACUAAUUUAUAUGAAAUUAGGCAACGGACCAUGGUUCUGGAAGAAAUCUUUGAGACACUAAAGCCUAGUCUCCUACCGUCGAUGAUUACAUUAUGUAGGUCAUCGCGUGAUGGAUAUGUUCCCAGAGAACUGCAGAAUCUUAUAGAGGGUAACAUAAUAGAAAGUUUCAAAUCACUAUCACCAACAAAACUGAACUACGAUACUGAAUUGUUGGGUGGGAGAGAAGGUUGGUUAAAAUCGAGAGGAUUUUGGUAUGUACGAUAGAGGCGAUUGUACAUAUAAUAAUGUCUUUUAGUCAUUAAGAAAUUUGUCUAGAAAGUUGUGUGUUUAGUUAUAUAUGCACAUGUAUAAUAACAACCUUUGUAGCUAUAGGCCCUUAAAAAUUGAAUUAAAUGAGGACUAUUAUCUUCGUUUAUUUCAUAAAGUAAACCUUGUUAUGUCCAAUAAUAUGUCUCGAAUAUUUACAGUCAUUUGGAUCUAAAAUGACGGGAUUAACUAAUUUUUCAUCUAAUUGCUAAUUUUUGUGAACGUUUUUCUGUCUGAAAUAUUGAGUGCAGCUUAGGACAAACACAAUUUUUCUAUUAUAUACAUUUAUUGGAAAAAUAAAUCUAUGGUAUGAAUACAAGUUUGUGCAAGAAGGAAACCUGCAUGAAAAAUAACGAUUUUCUAUGAAAAUAGCUGCAAAACCUCGUUUUUGAUGUCAUUUUUCCGAAUGGGUGACGUUUUGAUUAAACUGAGAAUAAUAACCGAGUUGUAUUGACACUUUUGUAUCCAAAAUGCAAACUCAACUACAUCUUUCUUUUUAGAUAUAUUUAGAUAACUCCACAUUUAAACCUCACACAUCGUCGGAUAUCCAUAUUCUUCGUUUGUGAUACAGAGCUGAACGAAGGGUAAUCAACGAUGGGUAUCCAACGAUGAACCCGACGUUGUAAACAUUUUAUUUUCAAUUUUAAUUCAAUGGGUUUUAAACUGUACAGUCAUAUAUUUGGAAUUGUUUGUGAACAAUCAAAAAUUAAAAUCAAUAUGGCAGA
Molecule: messenger RNA, 2225 nt
Organism: Ostrea edulis (European flat oyster)
Lineage: Eukaryota; Metazoa; Mollusca; Bivalvia; Ostreida; Ostreidae
Product: UPF0489 protein C5orf22 homolog
Exons: 5
Coding region: 1-1458 (485 amino acids)
Source: RefSeq, a predicted model, not a curated record